Emiliania huxleyi CCMP1516 is the source of this 267-nucleotide messenger RNA. RefSeq lists its product as hypothetical. NCBI's taxonomy places the organism in Eukaryota, Haptophyta, Isochrysidales, Noelaerhabdaceae. The record is from RefSeq and is a predicted model, not a curated record. The transcript has 3 exons. Bases 1 to 267 code for a protein of 88 amino acids.
AUGGAGAAGCUGCACGACCCCGCUUGUAAGGCGUGCGCCGAGAAACCAGAGCUCACCCGGCGGUACAACGAGGGGUACAAUGCAUGUGACCCGAACGGUUGGGGCGCCACGCGCUGCUGCAAGAACCUCUUCCACUACCGCUGCCUGCACGCUUGGCUGAGCGACGAUAGUGACGUCGAGACGAGCCACGGGAUGGAGCCGAUCAACACGGCCUGCCCUUGCUGCCGAGGCUUUGUUCCGAAGUCGGUGUCACGCAUGUUGGGAUAG